CUCUUUAAGCUAAAGAAUUUAUUUUGUGCAUCCGCAUGCAAGUUCGGGUUCUACAUGAGAAUCAGAGAUCAAGGAUGAAACUUGAUAUGGGAUUUAGUUGUUUUAGUCAUUGGUUCUUGAAAUUUAGGAAUUUGAAUUGGAUGGAGUUAUUAAUACUUGGUGGGUGAUCGUCGUUCUCUUCAGAUUUUUUUGAUUUAGAAUGAUGGAUAUCGAGACGGGAGGCUAUGGGAGGACAAACAGACCAGUUUUUGAUCGACUUGAAGGACAGCAGUCGCAGCACCUCUAUGUCAAGAAUCAAGUCUGUAAAUUCUGGCUUGCUGGACAGUGCAACAGGAACCCGUGUAGGUUUCUUCACUCACAUUCACCAAACCCACAGCCACAACCUAAAUCAAUCCCACAGCCACAACCUCAGCAAUCAGAUGACCCAAAUGCUAAUUAUGGGAACAAAAUUAAAACAACUUGGAGGAACCCCAACAUCUCUGCCUCCAAGAAUGUGAAAGUUUCUUCUCCUAUGAAUGUGAAAGUUUCAUCCCCUGGAGUGGUGACCUCUGAUGUUAAUUGUGGUCAUUCGGGUCAGAGGGCUCAGCAAAAGCUAUGCCAGUAUUGGGUUACGGGAAAUUGUGUUCAUGGCGAUAAAUGCAAGGAUCUGCACUCAUGGUUUUCUGGCUCUGGGUUGGCCUUGUUGACGAAGUUGGAAAGGCACAAUAAGGCCGUUACUGGUGUUGCCCUUCCAUGCGGUUCUGACAAGCUCUUUUCUGGCAGCAAGGAUGAAUCUGUGUGCCUUUGGGAUUGCAACACUGGCCAGUGUGUUGGUAUUGUUAAACCUGGUGGGGAGAUUGGAUGCUUGAUCAGUGAAGGUCCAUGGGUGUUUGUGGGUCUGCAGAAUGCUGUGAUGGCAUGGAACAUCCAGACCCAGACAGAGCUUCUCCUUAGGGGACCAGUUGGCCUAGUUAAGGCCUUGGUUGUGGGUGGUGAUAUGCUCUUUGGUUGUGCACAGGAUGGUUCCAUAUUGGCUUGGAAGUUCAGUUCAGAGUCCAGUUGCCCAGAACUUGUGGCAACUCUAAAGGGCCACAAGCUUGCUGUUCUAUCCCUUGUUGUGGGAGCUGGUAGGCUCUACUCAGGGUCCAAGGAUGAAACAAUAAGAAUGUGGGACCUAAAAACCUUGCAGUGUCUGCAGACACUAAGUGGUCAUACUAAUUUUGUGACCUCUCUCAUUUGUUGGGACUGCUAUCUCUUAUCCGGAUCAUUGGAUAGUACAUUAAAGGUGUGGGCAGCAACUGAAAGUGGAGAUGUGCAAGUAGUUUAUGAAUUUAAGGAAGAAAGUGGUAUUCUUGCUCUUAGUGGAAUAGAAGAUUCACAGUCCAAGCACAUCCUGCUUGUUUCAUGCAAAGACAAUACCGUUCGCCUAUACGACCUGCCAUCAUUUUCUGAAAGAGGCAGAGUAUUUGCUAAGAGAGAAGUUGAGGCCAUUGCCGUAGGUUGUGGUGACCUGUUUUUCACUGGUGAUGCUACAGGACAGUUAUCUGUUUGGAAGCUGCUUGGAGGGUCAUCUGCAGAGGAGGGCUAAAUCGUCGUGAAAGCCUCUCCUGGAACUGUAAUAGAGGCCAUUGCCGUAGGUUGUGGUGACCUGUUUUUCACUGGUGAUGCUACAGGACAGCUGUCUGUUUGGAAGCUGCUAGGAGGGUCAUCUGCAGAGGAGGCUAAAUCGUCGUGAAAGCCUCUCCUGGAACUGUAAUAGAGCUUUCACUUGUAGCUUUAGGAGGGGAUUGAUAAGAACACUCUCUUUCGGAGAGACUGAAUAUGUAAAAAACAUGGAGACAUCCUUUUAUCUAUCAAGUGUAAGAUAUUAUCUUUUCGA
Messenger RNA from Coffea arabica (coffee), 1858 nucleotides. The record is from RefSeq and is a predicted model, not a curated record. Lineage: Eukaryota; Viridiplantae; Streptophyta; Magnoliopsida; Gentianales; Rubiaceae.